Molecule: messenger RNA, 1138 nt
Organism: Helicoverpa zea (corn earworm)
Lineage: Eukaryota; Metazoa; Arthropoda; Insecta; Lepidoptera; Noctuidae
Product: pancreatic lipase-related protein 2-like
Exons: 6
Coding region: 84-1082 (332 amino acids)
Biological process (GO): lipid metabolic process
Molecular function (GO): lipase activity
Source: RefSeq, a predicted model, not a curated record
GGCAGAUAUAUAAUAGAGGUAAAUAACAAGACGUGCACAAGUUGUUUUGACUACAUUUGUAUUUGUAUUGUGGUGUUGCAACAAUGAAAACGGUCUUAAUUUUAGUUUGUGCCGUGUACAUCGCAUCAGCGGUGCCGCUUGGAGAACAGGAGAAUGAACGUAAAUACUCCAGGUACAUUGAGGUACCUGAUGGAGAAGGAGUCAUGCACACCGUGGACCUCGAGGCUGAGCCUGACAUGGAACUCCUCAACGAGAUCGAGAGGAACCCGGCUAACAACUUGUAUCUGCUGUAUACUAGACGGAACCAAAUUGUGUCCCAGACUCUUGUGAUAAACGAUGCAGCCUCCAUUACUAGAUCCAAUUUCAAUGCCAACCGGCCAACUGUUGUGAUUGCUCACGGCUGGCUCAGUAAUCAAUACACUUCAACCAACUCCAUCAUCAGAAAUGCGUAUCUCCGCAAAAGCGACGUGAACGUCAUUGUCCUGGACUGGAGACGUCUGGCUUCAUCAGACUACGUCACAGCCGCAAGAGGUGUUCCCGCUGUUGGACGAGGCCUCGGACAGUUCCUGAUCUUCUUGAACAGCGUGACUGGUGCAGCGUUCAGUGACAUGCACAUCGUUGGCUUCAGUUUGGGUGCUCAUCUUGUUGGUAACGCUGGCAGAGAAAUAGGUGGACGAGCUGCUCGUAUUACUGCCUUAGACCCUGCUGGACCUCUAUGGAACUACAACUCCAACCGUGUCAACCCCCGUGAUGGUGUCUACGUUGAGGCUAUCCACACUGACGGAGGAUCCAGUGCAGGAGCUCUCGGUAUCGGCUCCAACGUGGCGAACGCUGACUUCUACCCCAACGGUGGUACCUCCCAGCCUGGCUGCCUCACCAACUUCUGCAACCACAACCGUGCCGUAGAAUUCUUCGCUGCGUCAGUCACAUACAAUCACUUCGUAGGAAGACAAUGCACCAGUUCUCUCCAAGUCUCAGCUAACACGUGCCGUGGCAGCGAACUACGUAUGGGUAACGAUGAUUUGAGGAAAACUGGAUCUGGUAUGUUCCGCGUCAACACUGGAAGAUCUUAUCCUUACUAAGUAUGGAGGUGAUAUUUCGACAUAAUUUUGUGAGUUUAAUAAAGUUAUAUACACUA